UGACGUCAGGAAAGCCUGACCGGCAGGAGCCGAGUAUCUGGAAAUAUAACCUGAGAUCCGAGUGCCCGCGCUGUGUUAUGAGGCGCGGGACUGGCCCGCAGGUAGCGGUACUCUGGGGCGGAAUGGUUCAAGAUGAGAGGACCUGCCGCCCGUAGUGACAUGGCCACCUCCUCAGAAGAAGUCUUACUGAUCGUGAAGAAGGUGCGGCACAAGAAGCAGGAUGGGGCCCUCUACCUCAUGGCUGAGAGGAUUGCCUGGGCCCCUGAGGGCAAGGAUCGCUUCAUCAUUAGCCACUUGUACGCAGAUAUCAAAUGUCAGAAAAUCAGCCCCGACGGGAAAGCAAAAGUGCAGCUCCAGCUCAUGCUCCACUCUGGGGAGACCACCAACUUCCACUUCUCUAACGAUGCCACUGCCAUGAAAGAGCGAGAUGCUGUCAAAGAGCUUCUGCAGCAGCUGCUCCCCAAGUUCAAGAGGAAAGCCAAUAAGGAACUGGAGGAGAAGAACAGAAUGCUGAAGGAAGAUCCAGUCUUAUUCCAGCUGUAUAAAGAUCUAGUUGUGAGUCAGGUGAUCAGCGCCGAGGAGUUCUGGGCCAAUCGGUUAAGUCUGAGCUCAGUGGAGAGUGUGUCUGUGAAUAAACAAGACGUGGGAAUAUCGGCGGCGUUUCUGGCAGAUGUUCGGCCACAAACCGACGGCUGCAAUGGACUCAGAUACAACCUGACGUCUGACAUCAUUGAGUCCGUAUUCCGCACGUAUCCUGCAGUGAAGCUGAAAUACGCAGAGAAUGUGCCGCACAACAUGACUGAGAAGGAUUUCUGGAAGCAGUUUUUCCAGUCUCAUUAUUUCCACCGGGAUCGGCUGAACUCUGGAGCCAAAGACCUAUUUGCCGAGUGCGCCAAGAUGGAUGAGAAAGGGCUAAAGUCCAUGGUGUCUCAGGGAGUGAAGAACCCGAUGCUGGAUCUGAUGGCACUAGAGGAUAAGUGCUUGCAUGAGGGCUAUGGAAUCUCAUCAGCACCACCCACCUCCAGCACCAAAUCCAUCAAAGAGAACAGCAACGCUGCCAUCAUAAAGCGCUUCAACCAUCACAGCGCCAUGGUGCUCGCCGCAGGCCUCAGGAAGGAGGAGGCGCAGAGUGACCAAUGCAGUGAGACCAGCAGCACAGAUGGCAACUCCCGAGACUCUGAUUUCUUUCUGCCUCCUGUUAAAAAGGUGAAGUUACAGGAGGCCAUAGAAUAUGAGGAUUUGGACCAGACUAAUGGAAUGAAACCCAUUGUGCUGAAUCUGAAGAAAUCUGACAGGUAUUCUCAUGGUCCAACCCCAGUCCAGUCCCAGCAAUAUGCCUCCAGCCAGGAUAUUCUCAGCUCUUUCCAUAGUAUUCAACUACAAAUGGAAACCUAUACCCCAAGGCUUACUCAGGUUCUGUCGAGCGCUGCUGCCAGUAGUACGACUGCUGCUCUAACCCCGGGGGGGGCGCUGAUGCAGGGUGCCACUCAGCAAGCUAUAAACCAGCUCGUGCCAAACGACAUUCAGUUAGAGCUGAAGCACCUGUAUGUGGCAGUUGGGGAACUGCUGCGCCACUUCUGGUCCUGCUUCCCGGUGAACUCCCCCUUCCUGGAGGAAAAGGUGAUUAAAAUGAAGAGCAACUUGGAGCGGUUUCAGGUGACAAAGCUGCGGCCUUUCCAGGAGAAGCUCCGGAAGCAGUACCUGGGGACCAAUCUGACCAGUCACCUGGAGGAGAUGCUACAGACAUCCUACACCAAGUUCCACGCGUGGCAGUCCCGACGGCUGAUCAAAAAGACGUGAGGUCUUGCCUCCCAGGGCCAAUACCUUCCCGAUGUGUAUUUGUGGCCAGUGACUGGUAACCUGUGGCUGGUAUCCUGGCACAACCCCUUGCACUGCAGCCUGACAAUGACUGGUACCGGAACCAAGCCCAGGAGUCAGAAUUAAGUGCAAAGUCCAUUCACUCAGGAGCCUCUUUCCUUUCCAGCUGCUCAUGGCUCUCUCUCUACUCUCUCUCACCAACCCCCACAGACUUUGUACUCUUAUUCUUUUUCUAUUAAAUCUUGACUUGUGGCACAGGGGCCCAGCUGUAAAUUUCUUUUGGGUCCCCGGCUGUAUAUUUCCCUAGGGGCCCCGGUUGUACCGUUUACAGGUUCUACUUGUUCUGUUCGUUUUUCAGUAGAGCUGCCGUUGUCUCUCAGCUGCUCCGUUUAACCAUUUCUGUUAUCCCCAAAGCUGUGUGGGUGGUUUGUGCUGCUGCUAAUGUGACUUUACAGCAGGAGAUUCUGUGGAGCAAACUGAAUGCUGAUGGGUACUGCUAAACCCCGUUACUGCUCUAUCCAGCGAUCUGAUAAUCAUCUGUUAUGGAGCCGCCUGCCCGCAGAGGGGAGUGUGCCAUGCCCGCACCCCAUGUUGGAAUAACUUGAUCCUACCGACACAUAUGACCCCCAUACUAUCUAUGCAGAAAUUGAGAAGUAAUGAGAAUCGGGGGUGUAUCUGGAUAUUUCCGUGCAUCCCCCAGUGCAGACACAUUGGCAUUCUGUGUCAUCUGUCCCUAUGUUACCAGUGGGUGUCAGACUGCUAAUGUGGCACUGUAACGGCAAUCAGACAACCUGGAACUGCUGGUUUUGUUUUUUAAUAAACUGUAAUUGCUUUA
This is a messenger RNA of Xenopus laevis (African clawed frog), 2653 nucleotides long. RefSeq names its product general transcription factor IIH subunit 1 (gene gtf2h1.S). Gene Ontology annotation, biological process: DNA-templated transcription; nucleotide-excision repair. NCBI's taxonomy places the organism in Eukaryota, Metazoa, Chordata, Amphibia, Anura, Pipidae. The record is from RefSeq and is a predicted model, not a curated record. The transcript has 15 exons. Gene Ontology annotation, cellular component: nucleus; transcription factor TFIIH core complex. The coding region runs from base 133 to 1800 and encodes 555 amino acids.